GAAAGGCAGAAAAGGAUGCUUCUUACAGAAGUAGCUUUCGUAUCUACUCAGGAGCUGCAUUUAUGAACUAAUGCAACAACCUCAUCAUUAGAGUUACUACCGCUCUUUCAAGCAAAUUGAAAUUGUGUAGUUAAACAACGAUGGAAAACACAAAUUGAAGCGAGACCGAGUUUCUGUGUUAGCAAGUUGUCGAUUUGAAGUUGCUGACUGAGGCCAAAAGGAAUCGUGAUUUCAAAACACCAGCCAUUUUAAAUAUGUAAGUUCUCGAGUGCUUCCGAUGACUGUCGAGGGGUCAACAACUACCACACAAUCUUACGGGGAGUAAUGACACAAUGACGACGUCAUGCACCUACACACUUCUGUUUGUUGUCAUCAUCACAGAAAUGAGGGCGCCACUGUCUUCUGCGUUGUGUGGUGUGUCGGAAUUUUCUUGUAAUAAUGGGAAGUGUGUACGGCAGAACAUGUAUUGCAAUGGUAGAGAAGACUGCGGUGAUGGCAGUGACGAGCCACGAGGUUGUGUAGCAUGCAACAGAACCUUCAAUGGGGAAGCCAACGUGAAGUACAAACUUCACAUCACUGAGCCUUUCCAUCGUCACAUCCCUUUUCUUUGUAUCGUCAGCUUUGUCGCUGAUGGUGCCCAAUAUGGCGACUACGUGGAGCUCCAGGUUCUCUCCUUUAACGUCGGAUCGCUUGAAAAAGGAAGUAGUUCCAGUCACACAUGUUAUGGAGGCCAUCUUCAGGUUCUGGAUUAUAAGAGUCCAGAAAGAGACAUUAGCCACCAACAAACACGUGGACUCAGCCAGCUCGUCUCAGCACUGAAACAGACUAACGGAAUGUUACCCAACUUGUUUAACCUCACUGGAAGAAGCGCGCCACAUUUUGGAUAUUUCUGUGGCCAAAUGGCAGGAAAAAGCGUCAACUAUUUUUCAAGCGGAAAUAACGUUACAGUGGUUAUAUUUAUGCCACGACGGGUAUCGUGGCGGUCUCAAUCUUUUAACGUCUUCCUUACGUAUCGAUUUAUCACAGAGAGAACACAUUUGGGAAAUCAAAACGACGACAUUAAGGUUGAUUUUGGAAGAUCAGCACCAAAUUCCUUCUGUAAUCUAGAAUACCGGGACUGUAUAAAUCGACUCUGUAUCAUUCGAUCUCCCAAUUAUCCUGGCACAUUUUUACCAAAUUUCACUUGUCACUAUUUAAUCAAACAGGAAUACAUUCCAAAAGGCUUCGACGCACAGAUAGUGUUGAGGCAGGACAAUGAAUAUAAAAUUUCGAUUGAUAAUGGACACUCAGGUCUCGGGGCAGUCUCCAGUAGCUCACUGACCACCGAUUGCUCUCAAGAUAAAGUACGCAUAUUUGACGGCCCGACACACGAUGCGACUUUGCUGACAGAAUUUUGUGGUUCGGGAUCACUUCCUCCAGUUAUUUCUAGUCAAUCUAACGUUUUGAUACAGUUGGUAAGCGCCCCCUAUCAACGUCUGCACGAUUCUAGGUUAGAAAUUGAAGCUCGAGUAAAAUUUGUUAAGAAGCCAUUUUGGCGGAUCUUGGGUAAUGACUGUAAAUUUCUUAUUGAUGGGACCAAGAACAAUAAAGGCAUUAUAAAAAACCCCCAACAUACUGUACCAUCACCAACUACGUGCACUUACACUCUGAGAGGGAGAAUCCCCACUGACCGUGUGUGGGUGUAUUUUAUGUCAUAUAUGGUAGAGGACAAGCAUCCCUGGUCACUUACAGAACACUGCGAUACUGGACGUAUGGAGAUCUUAGGCUCGGUUGCUCCAUAUUUUCUUGGAGUCACUGAUAAUAUCUCUAUUGAGAAUAAUCAUACUUACUGCGAGAAAAGCUCUCCACGACUGUGUGCUCGUGCGGCAGAUACUCCCAGUUUUACUCCUCUUCGUCCCUGUCGUCUACCAGAAGAAAGUUACUUUUCCAAGGGUCCAGAGUUGGUGCUGAAAAUAUAUUAUCCAAAGAUACCUGUCAUUCCAAGUGUCCAACCUCUCUUUUCGGCCAGGUUUGAAUUCGUAGACACACGCCAACCCGGUGUAGCUGUUACAUCCACACUUUGCGAUCGGAUUUUAAGUAGUCAUAACUCAGGCCACGGCACGAUAUUUUCCCCGCGAAAUGUACUGUAUUUUGGAAGAGGUGGCCGCAGCGAAGUUUCUUGUCGGUACAAUCUUCAAGGAACGGACUCAAACAGAGUUAAACUUGCCUUUCGAACCCUACAGCUUUUAUCACCAUCGUGUAAAAAUCUAAUAGAUAGGUAUUCCCUUCAAAGAACUUGUGAAUUCCCCCAAACUUAUAACGGACCGUUGUCCUUAGUACGAGUUGUUGAAAAUUGGGAGGGAACUGAGCUGCCGAUUGGCUGUUUUUGUAACAUAACAUUAGUUCAUCAGCCACUUGAACUGGUGUCUCUCAGUGAUAAUGUUUCAGUGAUCUUCACUGUCAGGGGAAUGAAUUCUGAUGAAGAUUAUCAUCAUUUUAAUUUUGAGGCUAACUAUGAAUUUUUUUCAUUUCCUCUAUGUGGCAAAGCUUUAAAAGAGAAACAAGAUUCUAAAGGAAAGCUUACGUUUACUGUGUACAAAUGGAUGUUGGAAAAACACGGCCAUUUUCGGUGUAGGUGGACCUUAACGACACCCGUGGGUAAACAUUUUUAUCUAACUUUUCGGGGAACGAAUGGAUCAGAAAAAUGUUCCUCUAGGAAUUUACUGAAGGCGUACUCGGAGGACAGUAUCCUGGCAGAUUUGACCAUCUGUGUUAAUGACAGUGCUCCCGAAUUUAAAGUGUUCUCACCAUCUUGGUAUAACGCAGACAGUGUCAGAUCUCAUUUAUCAAACGAAGAGGACCGUAGACUGUCAAAUCAUAUCAUCAUUGAGGCCCUAAUUAAGAUACCCCAAACAGUGAGGGUGGAGUGGGACGAGGUGACAAAACCCUUACUGAAAAGAAACACUGGACAGUCUUUAAAGAAAAUCAACUGCUUGUUUAGGUGCCCGGAGAUAAAUGCCUGCAUCAGUCCUGACCUCUGGUGUGAUGGGACGAAACACUGUCCGUCUGGAUAUGAUGAGGCGGCAGAACAUUGCCAACGGUUUCCUUUAUUGUAUGUCGCUGCUGGGGGUGGGGUUACACUUUUUCUUCUCGUGUUGGUUCUUUUGGCGGUAAUUUUCAGGUGCAGGGUACGUGGACACACUGAUAAGCGACCUAUAAGGAUACCAGUUGUUGAUCAAUUUGAAAUGGAUCGCAGCGGCAGAGCUCAAGAAGAUCAGUUUUUGAAGUAUUAACCUAAAACGAUGUUUCUCCCAGUUCUUGGAUUUCCACUAACUGUGAUACAAGUCCUACUACGUUCAAUUUUUAGUCACCAAGGAUAAAUUUGUUUUUAACAAAAAUAUUAUUGAACUGUUAACAGCGUAAUUCUCGAUAGUACUGUUGUUCCACGUUAUACCACUAAAGCUCAAGUCGUAUUAAAACUAUAUCUUAACUUGUUGCAUGAAAAACAAAUCAAAUGAAUUAAUUAAAAAAAAAAGAAUAUUUCAUCAAGUAUGUGAUGUACGUCCUUGCUGCUUAAAACAAUUAUUGCUUCACGUCACAAUUGAAUAUGUAUAUCAUCACUUUAUUAUAGACAUGAAGCAUAGUUUCU
Limulus polyphemus (Atlantic horseshoe crab) is the source of this 3628-nucleotide messenger RNA. RefSeq lists its product as uncharacterized. Gene Ontology annotation, molecular function: protein binding. Gene Ontology annotation, cellular component: plasma membrane. NCBI's taxonomy places the organism in Eukaryota, Metazoa, Arthropoda, Merostomata, Xiphosura, Limulidae. The coding region runs from base 333 to 3272 and encodes 979 amino acids. The record is from RefSeq and is a predicted model, not a curated record. The transcript is spliced from 5 exons.